Molecule: messenger RNA, 459 nt
Organism: Fonsecaea erecta
Lineage: Eukaryota; Fungi; Ascomycota; Eurotiomycetes; Chaetothyriales; Herpotrichiellaceae
Exons: 1
Coding region: 1-459 (152 amino acids)
Source: RefSeq, a predicted model, not a curated record
AUGUCAAGAACACAUUUCUCUACAAUCACCUGCCUCCUUUUCGUCCUCGUCACAAUCGCAAGCGCUGUACCGUCACCACUCAGCCUGCUCAGCCCCCGACAACAAAACAGUAGUCAGCCUAUUUGCAGCGAAUACUCCACCAUCGCAAAUCUGUCCAUUGUUGCUUCCAAUGCUACAUACCGAGCAGCAUACCUUCAAGCUUCGCCUCAAGGCUACGACCCAGCCAGUGCGCCCCUCGACUCCGCACUUCCCAAGCUGCCCAGUUUCCAAUUCAAUGCCAGUAUCAAUGCCGAGUGUGGCAAUUUGACCGAGGUAGCAAUCAAGGGCGCCGCGACAAACUUCACGCAGGGCCAGGUACUGCAAUUCAACAUCAACUCUGCCGUGCAGAUAAGGGCAGGUUCCUUGGGUAUGGCGGUGAUCAUGGCUAUAAUCGUGGCAACGGUCGUCGACAUAUUAUAG